AUGUCAUAUAAAAUAAAUAAAUACAGUCCAGUUUUUCCUCAGGUUGGUACUGUGAACGAGAUGCAACAACAACAACAACAACAACAACAACAAGAGCAACAUCAUUAUCACCCACAACAGAAACAACAACAGCAACAGCAGCAACAACAACAACAACAAUACGAUCUGGAGGAUAUUUGUGGACCAUUUAGAACUCAAGAACAUUGCUACCAAUAUAGACACCAAAAUUUAAACACAUAUCAACAACAAAAUUUAAACCAACGUCAACUUCAACACCAACAUUCACAUCCACCUACAUAUCAUAACCAACCUCAAUAUCAACAACUUCAACGUGAGAAUCACGAGCAACCAUUCCUGCUGUACCAAACUCCAGUUGAAAGCCAAUACCAUAUUAAGAUGGAACCAAGUAACCUGUCCUUGUUGGGAGAACCCAUUCGCGACAUGUUGUGCAAUAAUGCAACUACUGCGAGUUUUCCAAUGAGAAGUAAUAUCGCUUCGAAUGAUACUCAAAAUUAUCCAGUAGACCUUGAUUUCGCACUUCCUCCUGCAUUUCAGCACUACAUCAAUUCCAAUAAAAACAAAGGAAUACUAGUUCUGCUGUCUUUAUCGGUGACCGGAUCUCCUUAUAUUGACCGCGACUUGCCUAGUAACACAGAAUAUAUUACUGGAAAUGAUGGGUUUAGUGGUUCUGGAAGCAUCAAUGUCAACUAUGCGUCAUUGGAUGGAGAUAUACAAUUGGAUGAACAAAGGUCGCAGUUCCAUCAACCAUCUUUACUAAGCAACGAUACCUCACCUGUAUUUAAAUCGCAAAUUGAGCCAAUGAGUUUGGCUUUUGCUCCCACGCAGGCUUUUGGUGCUCCACCACGCGAAGCAGAGGGAGAAGAAGAGAACAAAGUGGAUGGUGAAGAACAACAACAACAACAACAACAACAAAACCUAAAGCUAAAACCACAACUAAAAGUAGAGAAACAUGAAACAGAUCUGAGUUAUUCAAAUGAUUUAUUGGACUCACCUUUGUCUGUUGAAGCUGAUAUACCUAUUGGUGGACUUAAUGAAGAACCGAGAAGAAAUGGAAUUAGUGCCUUUUCGACAAAGACCAACUCGGUGACGGGCUUGCAAUCGUUUGAUACACGCGCAAGUAGCUCACAUUUACAGCCAAUAUCAGUAUCAUCGUCACCUAGUUCCAUUAGUGCUUCGUCUUUUCCAAAUUCGUACCCUGUAGCAAGUGGUAGAAAUAUGGAUCGGUAUUGCCUGGGAAGUGUUACACCUUCGACGGUGAUUACUCCAAUCUCACCACUGGCACAACAUUUGCGCAGCUACCCUCUUUUGAAACAUAGUAAUAAGAGGAAGAAGUUGGCUAUAUCAACCAUUAGCAAUGACUUGAUUAAAAAUGGGAUUACAGCUGAUGCCACCGAUUACAUAAAUGAUACACUGGAAAAUUCUGGAACCUCGUCGUCAUCACUUUCGACAUCGAACCCGAUCAUUAAAGUAAAGACUUCAGCCUCAGCGCCACCAUUUGCACAGCAACAACCACAAGAACUGCAGCAGCAGCAGCAGCAACAGCAACAACAACAACAACAACAGCAGCAGCAGCAGCAGCAACAGUCACAGCAACAACAAGUAAACAAACCAAGAGUCAAAUCAGCACAUAAUGUGAUUGAACAACGCUACAGAAAUAAGAUUAACGACAAGUUUAAUGCACUUCAAGAGUCAGUGCCUACUUUGAAGAUCUUGGUGCUUAGGAAAUACGAGGAGAGAAUGAGGUUGAAACAACAACGGAUGCAACUUGUUGGUCAAAACAGUAACCACAACAACAAUCUUAUGGAAGAUUAUGAAAGUUCUGAUGGCGAGGAUUUGCCGUUUGGAAAUGUAUCUUUUGCAAGUCAAUACACUCAAGGGGAGGUCGAUGCAAUUGAUUUGGAAGGUCUCGAGCCAGCUAGGAAAUUGAACAAGGGUACAAUCUUGGCCAAAUCGAUUGAAUAUAUCAAGUUUUUGGAAAAUAAGAACGCAAAGAUGAGACAAGACCAUGAGCUUUUGAUUCAAAAGGCAAAACAGUUGGGAUUGGCACUAGAUAUGGGUAUUUAA
This is a messenger RNA of Lodderomyces elongisporus, 2085 nucleotides long. It is a transcript of the gene HMS1, whose product is annotated as Hms1p. The record is from RefSeq and is a predicted model, not a curated record. Gene Ontology annotation, molecular function: protein dimerization activity. The transcript has a single exon. Lineage: Eukaryota; Fungi; Ascomycota; Pichiomycetes; Serinales; Debaryomycetaceae. The coding region runs from base 1 to 2085 and encodes 694 amino acids.